Pogona vitticeps (central bearded dragon) is the source of this 5583-nucleotide messenger RNA. The record is from RefSeq and is a predicted model, not a curated record. NCBI's taxonomy places the organism in Eukaryota, Metazoa, Chordata, Lepidosauria, Squamata, Agamidae.
ACUGUUUGUUGGCAUAGGCUUUGCGCUAGAAAAGGUUUGAGCUGUACUUUUUCUUUCACUGCUAGCUGUUUUUGUUAUGAUUUUGAGGUUUGAUUUGAAAAGUGCCAUUUUUGAGUUAAAUAAAUUUGUAUCCGAUGCAGUUGUGGUGGCUAAAUUUCGGCAAAAGAAAGUGACGUAGCAUCUAGAUACUGUAUAACUAGGAUCCAAAAGUGCUUUGUGCCACCAGAUUUAAUUUUUCUGGUGUCACCUGAAAUUUGCUGAUGCUUUCCCUUCCCACUGCAGUUAUCUGUUGUUACAUCUUGCUGUUUCACGGGGUCUCCUGAUCAACCACAAAGAUCUUUUUUUUUCUUCAGAGCUUCAGGAUGUUUUGGUGGGGAGGAUUGGAGAAACACUCUGCUCUGUGAGUAGAAUUUUAAUUGAACAUCUUUUGAUCACAGUCAUUUGUUGACAAAUUUGCUUCUCAUUCACCAUUCUAGAUCCAUUGUUGACCCUGAUCUUUAACAGAACCUCUACAGAAUCCAAGAUUUGGUCUAGGCUUGAGGGGGACCCAGGCAGAGUGUCCCCAUCCAUUGGUUGUCACCAGCGAAACUGAGGUGCCGGAAGCUUGCCCAGCAAAUCUUCAGGGGUUCAUAUCUUAAUGGAUUGCUGUAACCUGUCAAGUUCGCCAUUCAUCCACUUCCCCAUUUCGUGAGAAUAUUAGCCAGCACAGAUCCUGGGAAAGUUACAUAUAACAGAUGUCCUUCACAGUGAACACAGACUAUCAUCCUCUCUCUUGUGACACAUGAGCUCUUUGAUGGAAAUCAGAGGCCCAUGAAGUAGUCUUUGCAUUUCAGUGCUAGAUAUCCUUGUGGAAACUUACCUUUCAUCCUGCACAUACAUGUUGUAGUCCCAAUUAGAACAUACUCACUGAAUGAGUUGCUGAAUGGGUGUGAACGGAAUGUCUGUGGAUGAGAAGACUGAAUCCCCCAUGUAUGUGUAUGAGUCAACAGUCCAUUGUACCAAUAUCCUCCUGUGCCUCAAUGACCAGCGGAAGCAGGAUAUUCUCUGUGAUGUGACUUUGAUUGUGGAGGGGAAAGAGUUCCGAGCCCACCGGGCUGUGCUGGCUGCGUGCAGUGAAUACUUCUUGCAGGUGUUGGUGGGGCAGACGGAAAAUGACCUGGUUGUCAGCCUGCCAGAGGAGGUCACUGCCAGGGGAUUUGGUCCAUUGUUACAGUUUGCCUACACUGCUAAGCUGUUACUCAGCAGAGAAAACAUACAAGAGGUCAUCCACUGUGCAGAAUUCCUGCGCAUGCACAACCUGGAGGACUCCUGUUUCAGCUUCCUUCAGACGCAACUGCUGAAUAACGAAGAUGGCCUCUUCCUGUGCAAAAAGGACAGUACCUGUCAGCGGAUGCAUGAGGACGAGAACUCGGAAGGAGAAGAGGAAGAAACGAUGGAUUCAGAGACUUCCAAGCUAUCUUGCCCGAGAGAGAGAACGCACCCCGAACCCUUUAACUUUGAAUCUGCUUGCUCAGGAGCUGAGAAAGAGGAAGGCAUGCUCCCGGACUCGGAGAUACUGAAUGAUGGCAAGGAUAAUUUGGAUAAAGAAGCAGUAACGCGGUACCCCAGAUAUAAGAAAUACCAGCUGGCUUGUACCAAGAAUGUCUACAACACAUCACACAUUAGUACCUCAGGUUUUGCAAGCACAUUCAGUGAAGAGAAUUCUGGUGAUGGCCUCAAACCAGAGCUUGCUGUAGGGCAGAUUAAAAGUGAGCCUAGGAAUGAGGAGAACGACGAAGAAAACAUCACACUUUGCCUCUCUGGAGAUGAGACCGACAUCAGGGAUAAAGAGGGGGAUGUCGAAAUGGACCGAAAGCAGCAAAGUCCUACUGGAGCAGACGGGUCUAAGAGCGAUUCCCCUCCUUCCUGCCUAAGGUCUUUCUUCAACCGAACAAAAAACAUAGACUUAGUUGGCUUCCCCAGUACUUCCCAACAGCACUUUGCCAGGAGUCCAGUGUGCCCUUUCGACAAAGGGACAACUCAGGGUGACCACAAAACUGAUUACAUCCCUUUUGCAGGGAAUGUUGGACUCUCUCAAGCUGUUCAGAAGGAUGCUUCCAAUUUUACAGUGGGAUCGCCUCUCAGGGUUCCUGGCUUUGUUGAAGGUCUUUGUAAGCAGGAAGGUGAGGUGGACAGGAGGAGCGUUAUCUUUUCUUCAACUGUUUGUGACCAAGUAAACACUUCGGUGCAUUCAUAUUCUGGCAUGAGCAGCUUGGACAAAGACCUCACUGAAGCUGUGCCAAAGGGUCUGUGGGCAGGAAGUAGCCAAUCUCUUCCCAGCUGUCAGACCUACUCUCACAUGGGACAGGCAGCUGAUCACUUGCCAGGACGGAUGCGGCCUAACACCAGCUGCCCAGUGCCAAUUAAAGUUUGUCCUCGCUCUCCUCCUCUGGAAACCAGAACAAGGACCUCCAGCUCAUGUUCCUCCUACUCUUACGCAGAGGAUGGGAGUGGCGGUUCUCCCUGUAGCCUCCCUCUGUGUGAGUUUUCAUCGUCCCCCUGCUCCCAAGGAGCUCGAUUCCCGGCCACUGAGCAUCAGGAGCCGAGCAUGAUGGGAGACGGAAUGUACAGCCAAGUCAGACCCCAGAUAAAAUGUGAGCCAUCCUAUGGAACAAACUCUAGCGAUGAGUCUGGAUCGUUCUCUGAAGCAGACAGUGAGUCAUGUCCUGUGCAAGACAGAGGACAUGAGGUGAAACUUCCAUUUCCUGUAGAUCAGAUCACAGAUCUUCCAAGGAACGACUUCCAGAUGAUGAUAAAAAUGCACAAAUUAACCUCAGAGCAGUUGGAAUUUAUCCAUGAUGUUCGGCGGCGCAGUAAAAAUCGGAUUGCAGCUCAGCGCUGCCGUAAGAGAAAACUGGACUGUAUUCAGAAUUUAGAAUGUGAAAUCCGCAAGUUGGUUUGUGAGAAAGAGAAACUUCUAUCAGAAAGGAACCAGUUGAAAGCAUGCAUGGGAGAGCUGUUAGAUAACUUCUCUUGCCUUUCUGAAGAAGUGUGUAGGGAUAUGCAGAGCUCCGAACAGAUCCAAGACCUGCACCGAUACUGCCCUGUUCUCAGGCCUGUGGAUCUUCCGACAGCAACCAGUAUCAAUCCUUCGCCAGCCAGAGUAGAUCAAAACGUAGUGACGUCCCAGUGUGUCGGGGAAGGCUUGCAGUGCUGUUCAGAGCCAAGCCCUGGACAGCAGCUAGGUGCUCAUUGGCUGCCCAACAACAUUUCUGAGAAAUGUGCAAGAGUACUGGAUGGAGCUGACCAAGGUACUUACUCCGAGCAGGAGCUCCCUCUAGAGCAAAAUAACCAAACGGUGACAGUGGACUUCUGUCAGGAAAUGACUGAUAAAUGUACGACAGACGAGCAACCUAGGAAGGAAUACACCUAGUGGCGAUGUAGCUUUGACAACAGGCCUAGCAAGGUAUUCUUUAGUAAGCCAGUGGCCACGGCGGUUUUGUUUGUUUAGAUUGAAGAACAUAUUUGGUGCACACUACAGUGGUCUUAGCAGCAAUACUGUUUUUAAGUAUUCCCUCCUCUCUACAAGCAGGAGUUGAUCUUCUUCACUAUGGUGCUAUCCCUUGCUCAGGCAGGGGGAAAAAACAGUGGCAACACUGUCAGUUUCUUUCUUUCUUUUUUAAUUGUUAUUGUUGUUGUUACCGUUGUUGUUGUUGUUGUUGUAUUUUAAUUUCAGUAUUCAACAGGGAUGGACAUAACACCUCUGAGGACCCAAACACAGCUUUUUUUCUCAGUGGCCCGUGUCACAAAACCCUAACUCAGGAAUUUCCUCUGAAUGUUCAAUUUUUCAUUGAAGACAGCUUCUUUACACAUCAAAGUUUUAUAGCUUAACUGUACAUACUAUAUAUAGUAUAUAUAAAAAUAUUAUAUCCAUAUGCAAAAAAAAUCCCUGCAUGCCUCAAUUUUUUCUCAUGAAAACAACUGGAAAUUUUUAAUUUCUAUUGUAUAAAUGAAUUCCAACAUUCCUUUUUUUUUGUCUACUAGGAGUAGUUUGUAAUUUUUAAUACUUUCCUCUCACCACUCAGUUCACAGUUCAGCAAUAUCAUUCGGUUUGUACCUUAUUUAUACUGUUUUACUAUUGGGAUGUUGUUCGAAAAUUUAACAUGGACAGCAUUCAUGGCACAGCUGUCCUUUGUUUUGCGUUUUGUGCCCGUUUGAGCAAAGUGGGUUUUACUCUAAUUUUCUCACAAAUACUGUACAGCGAUGGUCAACAUUGCCACUUGCACUGAGUUUUGGAUGAAGCCUUUUUUCGUAAAUGAAGUUAUUGUAUAUUGUAUUCUUUGUUUUCAUUUAUUAUUGUCGUUGUUAUUAUUAUUAUUAUUACUAUAAUUAUUAUUAUAAUUAUUAUUAUCCUUUUUAAAAUAAAAUAGGAAAAUAAACUGCAGCACUCAGGAGAUGAUUACGUGGAGAAAUAAGAAUCUUGCCAAAUAUGGAAUUCACUCAACCCUGUGAAUUGCGUAUUUUCUGUAUUUCUCUCCCAUCCACCCCCUUUUCUUGCCCAAAUCAAAUAUGGCUGCUUUCUUUCUUGAAGAGUUGUUUGUCAUUUGUUGAGUGUGGCUCAAUAUUUAGUAAUACUUAACAACUGUUCAGGGGUUAGUGUUCUGUUACUGACAUUGAUAACAGUGGCUUAAGCCCGUUGCUGUUUACAUCAGUGAAUGCUUUUUCGUGGUUCUCAGUGAAAUUUGAACUGAGCUUCCUUCUGCAGCUCUUAAUCUUUUUUGUACUAGUGCUUUUCAUUUCAAGGAGGCCUCAGCAUAUAAUUCUAACAUUGCUUUAAUGCAGGUGUUAAUUAUCAUGGUUUACCACACUUGCUUCCUUUUUACCUUGGACCCAGUUCAGUCUAAUACAGCCCCUUUGGAAUAUGGGAAAUGAUGUUUUCUGGAUUAGAGGGACGUGCCAAGACUCAGAGCAAUCGCUAAACCCAAGGAUUAAAAAGAGAUGCAUGCUGUUAAGCUCCUCUUAACUCACAACAUUUUCAUCAGCACAGAGCAAAUUUUGCCUUAGAGGAUGGCACUUUAUGGCAGUCGUUUGAAAAGCAUUGAAACUUGGAGACAAUUCAUAGAAUUCUAGCUGACUUAAGUAACUAACAGAGCCCAGUGCGCAGAGGGGUCCGUCUGCUGUAAAAUUGCUUCUAAUAGUUGGACUUCAAGGGUUGCAGUCUCUCCUUCCCAUGCACUACAAAACUCUGUCCCAGAGAAGGGAGAAAAUCCUACGGAUCUGGUUUUCAGGCAGUGCAGAGGACUGCAGGGGAGCAGAGAAAGUUCAAUCAUGCCAGUGGUUUUGGUACUAGUGCAGCAUUGGAAUUACACCAUGAACGUUGCCCAGAGCCACUUUUCUUUUUUUGGACACAGCAUUUACUGCUGCUUCAGUCUGCUGAUCUAAGUGGCAAUAGAUCAGGUGGGCACUUUCCGCCAGGAACCUUCUUAUUCCAUCACCACUGAGAUUAAUACAGUUUGCCAGACCAGUAUAAGUUUGCACAGUUUCCAUGGAUUUUAAGAAGAUUUAUGUAAAAGUUUCGCCCUCCCACCUCUGAAGAAUUGUGUC